This is a messenger RNA of Carassius auratus (goldfish), 2519 nucleotides long. Its product is annotated as putative nuclease HARBI1. The transcript has 3 exons. Bases 441 to 1451 code for a protein of 336 amino acids. NCBI's taxonomy places the organism in Eukaryota, Metazoa, Chordata, Actinopteri, Cypriniformes, Cyprinidae. The record is from RefSeq and is a predicted model, not a curated record.
CAGACCACAUUGCUAAAACUGUCCGAUCCUGCAGAUUUGCUUUGUUCAACAUCAAGAAGAUCAAGGGUCUCAUGUAUCAACCUUGCGUACGCACAAAAACUUUGCGUACGCCAGCUUUCACGCUCACGGUCGGAUGUACUAACAGUGAAAUUAACGCAAGAAUGUGCGUUCCUCCAAGCCAAUUUCAUGUCUGGCGUACGUUCAUUUCUCAUUGUUUUUGUCCGUUGGCGACUCUUACAGGCAAUAAAGUGAAGUUGCAAACAUUACACAACAAAUUGUUCUACAAGUCUCGCACCACCACCUGUGGGAAGCAUUGCAAUUAAUUUGCAAUUUAUAAAAUAAUUGGCAUAUAUUGUCACACAAGCCUUAUUAUAAUUAUAUAAAUUAUGCAAUUAAAUAAGAACAUAUAAAAGCAUAACGGUUGAAACAACCCUUAGUCUAUGGCAAUGGCAGCGUUGGCCUUAUUAGAGGACAUUGCUAAUGGCAGAAUCAGAAGAGAACGAGUUUUUAGGGACCACAAUGAUUUUCUGGCCCAGGAUGAUGACUGGCUUAUCAGCCGUUUCAGAUUUCCAAGGGCUAUCCUCUUGGAGCUCUGUGCUGAGUUGGGUCCGAAUCUAGAGAGAGAGACAAUGAGGAGCCACGCAAUACCCGUUCCCUUGCGGGUGUUGACAACACUUGGUUUCCUGGCAACUGGUUCUUUCCAAAGGGAACUGGCAGACCGCUCAGGAAUAAGCCAGUCGUCUUUGAGCCAGGCAAUGCCAGCGGUAUGGGACGGGAUCAUCCGCAUGUCUACCAGGUAUAUCAGGUUCCCAUAUGAUGCAGUUGACCAGCCAAACAUUAAAAUGCAAUUUGCAGCGAUAGCCGGUUUUCCUAAUGUUAUCGGAGCGAUCAACUGCACACACAUUGCUAUAAAGGCGCCAUCUGAAGAAGAAUUUGCAUAUGUGAAUCGGAAACAUUUCCAUUCAAUAAAUGUGCAGAUAAUAUGUGAUGCACAAAUGCGCCUAACAAAUAUUGUGGCAAGGUGGCCUGGGUCAACCCAUGAUUCAUACAUCCUUACAAACAGCAUGGUUGGGAUAAGGCUCCAAGCUGGCAGGGUGCGUGAUGGGUGGCUUCUUGGAGACCGCGGUUAUCCACUAAAGACGUGGCUUUUAACCCCCCUCACCAACCCACAAACUGACCGAGAGCGCAGAUACAAUAAUGCCCAUUCUCGCACUCGUUCAGUUGUAGAGCGGGCGAUUGGGCAGCUGAAAUGUCGGUGGCGCUGCCUUGACAGGACUGGGGGGAUGUUGUUAUACCGCCCUGACAAGGUGUGCCGCAUUGUCGCGCAUAGGCAUGGCAUACCACUUGGUGAGGUGGCAGCACCGCCAGAUGACCCCGACCCAGGACCAAUUUAUGUGCAGCCCAACCAACAAGCCGUUCAUGCCCGCCAACAUGUGAUUGCGACAAUAUAAAUGCAUGUGUCAAGACGCGACCAGACGGACGGGCGUCAGCACUGGGGAGAGCACUGGAAACGCUGGGCACAGUGGGCGUUGGCUGCUCAGGAGGGGCGGACUCCGAGUGCCCCUCCUGGGAAGUGGAGGUUUCGGCUGUUGCGCCAUAUGGGUCUAAAUAAAAAGGCAAAUGUUAACUGUAAUUUAAGUACGUUCCAUUUUUAAGGGGCACACACAUUUGCAAUAAAUGAAAUGGAUCCGUAAAAUCUCUGGUGUAUACUUUUGGUUCGCUACACUGAAUGCAUUUGACAAUGAAAUAUAGGUACGCUAUAUGUACCAAAGUAAAAACAAAUGAGAAAUUGGUUACCUUCGUCGCAAUCCUGUAAAUCGGAGUCUCCCACAGCAGAAGAUACUACUACAGAGAGUAAAGUGUCACCCAUAAUUGAGGCAACUCUCUGCUCAAAGGGUGUAAGUUCAUCGACCCCUUUACCACUGCCUGUCCUGCCCACACUUUGUCGGUGCGCAGCAGUUCUCCGUUUAACGUCCACCUUUAUAUCAGACGAUUUCUUUUUAAGCUCAUUUACAGUGCGACUUUCAGAUCCCACUGCAUUGACGGCUUCAGCCAAACUCUCCCACUCAUAUUUUUUCCUUUUGUUAUUAAUUCCAGAGGACAACGUUCCAAAUAAAAUAUGUUUUCUAGUCUCUACCUCCGAUAGUAGCACCUCCAAUUCACUUUCCGUAAAGUUUCGUUUCUUGCCGCUUGCCUUAGCCAUUUUCUUACUGCUAUCUUUUGCCAAAGUGGACUCAUUACCAUAUUUAAAUUUAUUUAAUUAGGGGAGGAGACUGGGUGGGGCGUUGUGCUCGUGCAUGUGCGCUCAAUUUUACGUUAAUUGGGAUGUACAAAGAGAAUAUGCGUGGAAUCCUUCGUACGCAGAGAUUCAUACAUCUGUUUUUUUUUGUGCGUACGCACAUUUACAGCUUUGUCCGUACGCAAUGCUUUAGUAUGAAUUCAACGCAAGUCUUUGUACAUGAGGCCCCAAGCCCUUUCUUUCGGAACAUGCUGCACAACUCCUUGUUCAAGCUCUUGUU